AUGAUUGCGACUAUAAACGGAUACACAAAGAUCAACGGAAAAGGCCAUCCAACUGAAGUCCGCAUUCCGGACAUGUUUGGUUCCAUAAUGUCUCCGACGCCUGUGGUGAACCCUCACCACUUCAAGGUCAAGGCCGCAGCCGACGCCUUCAUAGCUGAUUAUCUCAAGAUGGACCAGCACGAAGCGGCCAAGAACAGAAAGGCCGACUUCUGUUUCUGCGCCUCGGCCAUGGCUCCUCAUGCGGAUGCAGAAGCACUCAGGACCAUGGUUGACUGGCUGAACUGGAUCUUUUACUUUGACGAUGACUUUGACGAGGGUCAGCUUGACCAAGACCCAGUAGACGCAGAGAAAGAGAUCAGACACACACUAGCUGUACUGGAAGAUGGCGCUGAGAUUCCUGAUAGAGAGCAAUAUCCCUUGCGAUAUUUGUUCCGUACCAUCUGGGAUCGAGUUAAGAGUAUCUGUACGCAGAGAGCUUAUCCUGAUGUUCAAACGCAGUUCAAGAUCACACACAAGCGAUACUUGGACGGUCUAUUACAUCAGGUCGAGGCGACACGGGAUGGCAACGGUCAGCCUCGGACGGAAGAGGACUACAUCAGAAUGCGAAGAAGGACUGUUGGUGGAGAUCCAUGCAUCAGUCUCAUCGCCUAUGCCCACAACGUAAACUUGUCGCAGCAGGCAUUUGAGCACCCCUCUGUUCAGGAAUGCAUAGCUGUAGGCUGCGAUCUCGCUUGGAUGGAAGUGACACACUCUCCCUCCACGGGAUCUCUGCUAAUGCAUAGCAGCCACGACGAUAUCGUUUCAUACAAGAAAGAUGUCAAGCCAGGUAUUGAGCACAACUUUGUCACAGUCCUGAAGAAGAACGGUUUCACCACUCAACAAGCCAUGGACAGAGCUGGUGAACUCCAGGAUGAGUGCUACCGUCGUUCGUAUCUCGCCCUAGCUAGUAUGCCAAUCUGGGGCGAGUCCAUCGAUCGUGAGGUGUUGAGAUAUAUCGAGGCAUGCCACAGCUUUCCUCUCGGGGACUUGCUUUGGAGCUUCCAGACAGGGCGAUAUUUGGGAGCCACAGAGGGAUACAAGUUGCAUGAGACGAGGGUUUUGGACCUGUCAGACUUGGAGCCUAUCGCUGUGUGA
This is a messenger RNA of Fusarium tjaetaba, 1134 nucleotides long. RefSeq names its product pentalenene synthase. The transcript is spliced from 5 exons. NCBI's taxonomy places the organism in Eukaryota, Fungi, Ascomycota, Sordariomycetes, Hypocreales, Nectriaceae. Bases 1 to 1134 code for a protein of 377 amino acids. The record is from RefSeq and is a predicted model, not a curated record.